Molecule: messenger RNA, 921 nt
Organism: Nerophis lumbriciformis (worm pipefish)
Lineage: Eukaryota; Metazoa; Chordata; Actinopteri; Syngnathiformes; Syngnathidae
Source: RefSeq, a predicted model, not a curated record
AUGAGUGCUCGUGGCCAGAACUAUGCCUUCCAGUCACCCACCAUGGUUCAACCUUCUAAUGGAGGUCACGCUUACCUGUUCUCGACCACCGGUUCCGAGAACGAACUGUCCGAGGAUGAGGUUGAGAUCUACGAGCUGCGGCCGCGUGGCAAGGAGCGGUCUCGGAGGAGUACCUCCAGGGAAAAGAUGGAUGACAUCAUCUACCUGACCCGAGACAUCCAUGAGGGGGACACGCUGAACAGCAUUGCCUUGCAGUAUCAUUGUUCAGUAGCCGACCUAAAACGCUCCAACAGCCUGGUGGCAGAGCAGGACUUUUUCGCCCUGCGUUCAGUGAAAAUCCCCGUCAAGCGUUUUAGCAUGCUGACUGAAACUACCAACAGCGGACCUCUCAAACAGGCCUCUCCCGCCGAAUCCCGACGCUCCUCCCAGAUCUGCUCCGCCGCCGCCCGCCCGCCCGAUUCGUCUACAGAUUCUUCCUCUUCCACGGACAGCGUGGAAAGCUACCUGCUGGUGAAGGACAAGGACAUUGAGCAACUCGUCAAAUCCUCCGAGCCGUCCAGGAGCAACCUCAACGAGGUGGUGUCCUCCUUGACGGUCCAGCCCGAGCAACCCUCGACGGGAAAAGUGGAGUACAAACCGGCGGAGAAAAAGGACCCUUACUACGGUGCCGACUGGGGCAUGAGGUGGUGGACAGCUGUGGUCAUCAUGCUAGUGGUCGGCAUCAUCACGCCUGUCUUUUACCUGCUAUACUAUGAAGUCCUAAUGAAGGCGGAAGUCGGCCAUCGUGGGACAGAUACAGAUCUUCCUAGCUUCAUUCUCGACACACAUGAUCACGCUCUUCUAGAAAACAGUCACGCAGGAGCUCAACCCUCACAACACGCUGCGGGCGUCCAUCAUGAAGCCCCGCAUGCAAAGACUUGA